Oncorhynchus tshawytscha (Chinook salmon) is the source of this 4269-nucleotide messenger RNA. RefSeq names its product DDB1- and CUL4-associated factor 6-like. Gene Ontology annotation, biological process: positive regulation of transcription by RNA polymerase II. NCBI's taxonomy places the organism in Eukaryota, Metazoa, Chordata, Actinopteri, Salmoniformes, Salmonidae. The coding region runs from base 944 to 3952 and encodes 1002 amino acids. The record is from RefSeq and is a predicted model, not a curated record. Gene Ontology annotation, molecular function: protein binding. Gene Ontology annotation, cellular component: cytoplasm; Cul4-RING E3 ubiquitin ligase complex. The transcript is spliced from 21 exons.
AUCUGGCUACACAAUCCUGUAUUGAUAUGAUGCCACUUUACUACAGUAUCGCGCAAUUAUAACUAUAUGAUAUAUAAUAGCCUCAACUGGAUUUUCAACUAAUUGUUAGAGAGACUGGAGUUUCUAAACCCAGAGGCGCAACAUCGCGAGACUUCCGGGAACGCGUGUGAAACAGACCAGAAAGACCAGGUCGGGGUUUGGGGUUUGAGAAGUGAAAAAUAUUCCAUAUUCCAUUUUCUCGAAAUCAAAGGGCAAAACCUAGAUUCGAUCCGGUGUCUUCAGUAGUUAAACAUGGUAUUACUCCAACCUCGUGAUAGUGACAAACUGAUACGUUUUAAUGUGUCAGAAACAAUUGUAUAUCGAAUGAGUGCCUUUGAAUUGACGUCCGAUAUAUGCGCAGUUUGGCGAGAGACGACUGUUAUACCAUAUGUUGUUUAUAACUAAACCUUGUUCUAUAUGUGGUAAAUACGUACUUCUGCUCAUGUGCUUAGCUAGGCAACGUCGCCAUGACAUCACCUACAAGUGUGAACGGCCAUUUCAAUUGGAGAGCAGUUUCUGUCAAUCAUACUGUACUUUAUUUGUCUACUCCUUGCGGGCUGCGUCAUACUGCUGCAAUGUUGACGGUCUCGAUUAAUAUUAUCGAGCAUAGAAAUAGAACGCAUAGAACGCCCCGCACACCAUCGUUGUUUCAACCAGGGAGUUCGACACAACAAGAGAGAGAAGUAGAGCCACCCAAAAUAACAUCAGAGGAAUAAAGCGACCGAAGAGAGGCUGCGAUAAACAUAGCCGUAUAUAGCUUAGCACGCAUGCUAACGUUGGCUUCUAGUUAGCUAGCUACGUCGCAACGGCCACGCAGAGAACAACAUCAGAAGGCGAUAGUUAGAAGACAGUGUUUACAACUGUAUUUCAAUGGUAUUUUUACAUAAAAGCAGGUUCGAGCAUUAUGUCCUGCUCUGGUAACCUGGUUUGGGAUGUUAACAAGCGUUCCAUUGGAUAUAAUGACCCGAAUGCUGUCAGGAUCAACUACUUAGGGAGAAGAGAAUUUGUCCAGCGGCUGAAACUCGAAGCGACACUCAAUGUUCACGAUGGCUGUGUCAAUACUAUAUCCUGGAACGAUACCGGGGAGUACAUCUUGUCAGGGUCGGACGAUACCAACCUGGUCAUCACAAACCCAUACAACAGAAAGGUCAAGGCAACCAUACGGUCGGGUCACCGGGCGAACAUCUUCAGUGCUAAGUUCAUGCCUCAGACCAGUGACCAGCAGAUCAUCUCGUGCUCUGGGGAUGGUAUCAUCUACUACACCCACACAGAGAAGAGCCCCGACAUCAACCGGCAGUGCCAGUUCACCUGCCACUACGGAACAGCCUACGAGAUUAUGACGGUACCCAACGACCCCUAUACGUUCCUGUCGUGUGGGGAGGACGGCACCGUGCGCUGGUUUGACCUGCGCACAAAGACCAGCUGUACUAAAGAGGACUGCAAAGAUGACAUCCUGAUCAACUGUCGGCGGGCGGCGACGUCUAUCUCCAUCAGUCCGCUGGUGCCCUAUUACCUGGCAGUGGGCUGCUCUGACAGCUCCGUACGCAUCUAUGACAGACGCAUGCUGGGCACCAGGGCUACGGGGAACUACAUGGGCCGUGGAACGACGGGCAUGUGUGUGCGCUUCGUUCCGGCCCACCUGUCCAACAAGUCGUGUCGUGUGACUUCACUCUGCUACAGCGGGGACGGACAGGAGGUGUUGGUCAGCUACUCUUCAGACUACGUCUACCUGUUUGACCCCAAUAAUGACCAGGCCCGAGAGCUGAAGGGUCCGUCCGAGGAGAGGAGGGAGGAGCUGCGGCAGCCCCCAGUGAAGCGUCUUCGUUUACGAGGUGACUGGUCUGACACCGGUCCACGAGCUCGUCCUGAGAGCGAGAGAGAGCGGGACGGAGAGCAGAGUCCCAACGUGUCGCUGAUGCAGAGAAUGUCGGACAUGUUGUCCCGCUGGUUUGAGGAGGCCAGCGAGGCCCAGGGCAGCCGGGGGACCACACGCCCUCAGACACGCCCUACAGGCACUCUUCCUCGCAUAGAGGGGGCCCCCACCAUCCCAACACUCCCUACCAUACCCCCUCCACAAGCUGCCAGCGCCCUAGAGGGCUCUGUGGAAAUGGAGGCCUCCGCCGUCAACCCUGUACCUGUACCCAUCUCCAAGUCCACCUCCUCCUCAGGGUCAUCGUCAACGGUUACAGCACAUCCUCCAUCAACCUCCUCAUCCAUGGAAAGCUCGGUGCUUCCCUCAUGCGCCCUCACCACCUCCCCAGAUUCAGAGCAGAGGAGUCAGGCAGACAUGGCUGUGACCUCCACGCCAACACCCACACCCACCGCAGAGGCCACACUGUCUGAGUACGGCCCUCAUCGGCUGCCAGUAAGUUUAGUGUGUAGGCGCUUGCAGCGGCUGCUCCUGUUGGCCGACCCCCCAGGACAGAGUCAAUCCUCUUCCUCCACCGCAGGCACUGAGAGCCAAUCACAGGGGGCUGUUGCUGCUGCCACCAAGAUGGCCCCCCCUACAGAUUCUCCCUCGUCUGUGGUUAACAAACAGCUGGGAUCCAUGACUCUGGAUGAGCAGCAGGGAGCAUCAGAAGCUGUGAGUGCUGGAGCGAGUUCGAUUAAAGUGAAAACUCUGUCUGCGUCUGCCAGUGUAACUGGCACCUCGUCUGGGUCCGGGGCACCCAGCAGCAGUACUGGACCUGGAGGUAGCCGAGCCAGCACGGCAGAACCCGUCCUGAGUCUACACUACAGCACUGAGGGAACCACCACCAGCACCAUCAAACUGGACUUCACCGACGAGUGGAGCCGCAGAGCUCCUAGUUCCAGGGGCCUCGGAGCCUCCAGUUCCAGGGGCAGCGGAGUCUCCAGUGGAGAGUCCAAACCGUCAGAGGCAGCAGGGGCCGCCCAGACCAGGGAAGGGCCCUUGGCAGAGAGCUCUGCCUCAGAGCAGGUGGCUGUGUCGGAGCCCUCCGGCCAGAGCAGGUCUGCUGCUUCCCACACAGACCCACUGUGUGAGGCUGGGGGUGCCUCCUUCUCCAGCACCCAGGGCUCCACGCAGGCCCAGGCCACAGCACAAGCCUCCUCUGUGGGGGAUUGUGUGACUACCACACCCCUGGAGAGGAACCAGGGUGUGGGUGCAGAGGACACCACUGGGGGGUGCAGGAGAGAGGAGCCUGUGGGGGAGGAGGGGCAUGGGGGUCCAGGGGGGCAGGGGGUUCCAACGGGACCAGGAGGACAGGGUCAACCCUCCCGUAGCCACCAGGACUCAGACGACAGUGAUGACGAUCCAAUUCUUAUCCCCUCUGCGAGGUACAGAGGAGGACAGGGACAGAGAUCUAAUUUCAGAGGAUCAGCGGUAGGAGAUAGGAUGAUCAGACGCUCAGCUGCGGCCCGUAUCCAGGAACUGUUUCGUCGGAGGAAGGAGAGGAGAGAGAUGGAGGAGAGUGAGACCCAAAAUAUCAGGAGACCCUCAGUCAAAAUGGUCUACAAGGGCCACCGCAACUCCAGGACUAUGAUCAAGGAGUCGUGUUUCUGGGGGAACAACUUUGUGAUGAGUGGUUCAGACUGUGGCCACAUCUUCAUCUGGGACAGACACACGGGUGAGCACCUGAUGCUGCUGGAGGCCGACAAUCACGUAGUCAACUGUCUCCAGCCGCACCCCUACGACCCCAUUCUUGCCUCGUCAGGGAUCGACUACGACAUUAAGAUCUGGUCACCUCUGGAGGCGUCACCAUCCUUUAACAGAGUCCUAGCUGAUGAGGUGAUCACGCGUAAUGAGUUGAUGCUUGAGGAGACCAGGAACACCAUCACAGUCCCCGCCUCCUUCAUGCUGCGAAUGCUGGCCUCCCUUAAUCACAUAAGAACGGAUCGCUUGGAGGGUGACCGCUCAGAAGGUUCUGGACAGGAGAACGAGGAUGACCAGUAGCUGCCCGAACACCAUUUUAUUGGAAAAAGAAAACACCAUUUUUCUUUUGCUCUAAAAAGCACUUGAAGAUCUUGAGAUUUGUACAAGUAGAAUAUUUCUUUAUCUGAGCAUUAGUUACAUUUUUAGCUCUUCUUUUUUAAGAUGACUUUCUUACUGGUGUGUCUGUAUGAGAACUGCAUUUGAGGAAAAAGUUUGUGAAUGCAAGCGCAAAGCCAGACGUGUGUUUGUGUGUGUGUAUGUAUGUAUAUAUAUAUAUAUAUAUAUAUAGUUAAAGUCGCAAGUUUACAUACACCUUAGCCAAAUGCAUUUAAACUCAG